This is a messenger RNA of Leguminivora glycinivorella, 620 nucleotides long. RefSeq lists its product as uncharacterized. The coding region runs from base 78 to 380 and encodes 100 amino acids. The transcript is spliced from 2 exons. The record is from RefSeq and is a predicted model, not a curated record. Lineage: Eukaryota; Metazoa; Arthropoda; Insecta; Lepidoptera; Tortricidae.
AUGCACGCUACGGAAGAUAUAAAGAGAACAAAACACGGCUUUAAAGACAAUUACAGGAUAGAAACAUAACCUCAAAUAUGGUACAGAAGAAACAGACUAAUCAAAACUAUGAAAGGACACGAACAUUUACAUUACAUUUGAUAGUGAGGAAAGGACAGAAAAACAGGUUCCUGAGGGGCGGAGGAAUGAUGUUCCAGCACUUGGUCGCAUUGUACUUGAAGCUGCCACGAAAAGCCGCAGUCGCAUGCCGAGGAGUUAUCAGCUGUAUACUACAAGUGCGUACUGCAAGAGACCUGCGAGUGGACAUCCAUGACAGCUUUUCGAAGAGAUAUAAAGGGGAUUUAUGUUUUACUAUGCCAAAAAGAAGACUGGCCAGAUGAAGUUUGCGACGGUGAAGCAUUUUAAGAAUAUUGUGCUUAUUCAAAAAUGGCGUGACAUGAGCUCUUGGUGGUACAUUGAAACAGAAGCGGGUACAGGCAUUCUGUACUCUUUGAAUAAGCCGUUUUGUUUUUGAUAGGAGCCGAGGGCCAUACACUAAAUCCAUGUAAUUUAAUUUAGACAGAACUAGUGUUUCAAUCAAUUGAAUGCGCAAGGUUUCGUUAAUAAAAGGCCGUAUGUUG